Molecule: messenger RNA, 1539 nt
Organism: Talaromyces rugulosus
Lineage: Eukaryota; Fungi; Ascomycota; Eurotiomycetes; Eurotiales; Trichocomaceae
Exons: 3
Coding region: 1-1539 (512 amino acids)
Biological process (GO): intracellular iron ion homeostasis; positive regulation of transcription by RNA polymerase II; intracellular copper ion homeostasis
Cellular component (GO): nucleus
Molecular function (GO): RNA polymerase II cis-regulatory region sequence-specific DNA binding; copper ion binding; DNA-binding transcription factor activity, RNA polymerase II-specific
Source: RefSeq, a predicted model, not a curated record
AUGCCCCUCGACGAAGAAGGAGCAAAAUGGUCAUGCGAGCCAUGCAUUCGCGGUCACCGCUCCUCCAAAUGUCAGCAUUUUGACCGUCUCAUGAUGAAGGUCCCCAAAGCAGGCCGUCCCCUGGCAAAAUGUCCGCAUCCAAAGGGCUCGUGUAGCUGUCAGCGGGUGUAUGCAUUCAUGGUGCGGAUUCCCAAGGGAUCAAGCUGUGUGUGUAGACCAUUGUAUCAAGUUCCUGCCGAUUCCGCAGAAGCAUCCUCAGCAUCCUCAGCAUCCGCGACGCCAGGGACGCCGUCAACUACAUCAAACCCGGGCAGGAUCCAGAAGCCGUCAAGGAAGCAGAGCAAUCUCCAAGCCGCCCCAAAUAAUAUUGCCAAGGCAUUGAAAAUAGAGCCCCAGCAGGCCGACAUCGAUUUCAACGUGACCUCGUUGCCGAAACACUCUAGUUUCGACAUGCGCAGCCCAGAAAAGCCGUUGGUACCAGAGCACGCACCCCAGCCACAUAUCGAAGCCUCUACAGCAGUGCCCAAGACCGGUGGAUGUUGCUCGCAAAAUCCAGCACCCGCUGCUCCGGCCCCAUCUCGGUCCUGUUGCUCGUCGAAAGAGUCUCCAAAACCAAAAGAAAAGGCAGUGGAUUCCGCUUACGCAUCCUGGGCAGCACCGUCUCAUAUGGAGCCUCUUCUGUGGAAUUCUUCGCUUCAAAAUGGGCAUUACUCCUCUGAAGCCCCAGGCUAUACCGGUCUUACUCAACCAUCUUCAUCCUAUGUCAGCCAUUCUGACUCAAACUCUCCCAUCGUGUCUCAACCGCAUUACAUGCCUAAUAUGCAAAUCGGCAACAGUUUUGACGCUAUUUCAUUGAAUCAACUAUCAUUCAACCAUGCGGGGUACCCCCCUCUCAAUCUACCCUCUACGUUCGCCGUGGACAAAAAUCAUGAUUGUUCUUGCGGAGAGACAUGUCAAUGUCUCGGGUGCGCCAGCCAUCCAUACAACGAAACGACUAGACAACAUGUACAAAAAAUGGGAUUCAUGAUGAGCAUUGACGAAGACAACGCAAUACCGAAUAAACCGACAUCAUUCAUAGGCCCGGAUAGCUCGCCGCUAACCAUGUCUCCAAACGGGACAACACACACAUCGACCUUUGCCGAUAAUACCAUGUUCACAUCACCAAACUUUGAUAACAAUAUGUCUUCUGGCGGCAAUGCAUUUGCGACAGACCAAUUCAUGCAGCCAUCCGAGUAUUACGAAAUUGAGUACUCCGUUGGCCUUAGCUUGUGUUCAAACGUGAGUGGAACAUGCCAGUGCGGAAACGACUGCAACUGUGUCGGAUGCCUCACACAUGAUGGCCAUAAUGGAGUUGCUCUACAGCCUUCGCCAAGUGAGCAGCACCAACAUCAGCAGCAGCAGCAGCAACACGUUACUCGUGAGAUUGCGCCACAGCGAUUGAAUGAAUAUACCGGCUAUACCACCAAUAUACCUCACACCCUCGAUCAAUAUUCGCCCUCGGCACUGAGUCCGCAGAUAGUUGAGGCGCCAUUUGUUUGA